GCCACCGAGACGCCACAAUCGGUGCAGUGGCUGAUUUCUUUGUUUAAAAGGCUGCCCUGUGCGCCGCAUCGUGGUUCUCGACUGCAGGCACAAUUUGGGGACGUCGAGUCGCUCCGUUGUGCCUCGAUUCCAACAAAGGUUGAUACUCGUUUGUGUAUUGUGACGCGGUUGGCCAAGACGUUUCAAAAUCUGCUACGCAUAUUCGCGCCGCGUCACGUUACGCUCAACGAGUGUCAACCAAGCUGGAAAGAUGGCGGAGCGACCUGAAGAAUACCCGUGCAGCCAUCUCUUCCGCUGUGUCAAAGAGUUUCAAACUCCGAAUCUACACGUGGAAGCGCGUGUCUCGCGUGGGAUGGGUUUGGAGGAGAUGGUUGGCGGGCGCUUCUUCAGCACGGUAGCGCUGUUUUUAGGAUAGGCGCCUACCUGCCUCGAAACAGUGUUACCGGUCGACGUCCUCCCACCACAACUUUGCACCGGUCUUCUGAGACACCUUGGAUUCCGACUCGAUCUCAGAAGAUCUGUCCAUCAUGUUGAUGGUGGACCUCGCGGACGUGGAAGAAAGAUUGGCGAGAAAAGCGAUAAUUUCCCGUUGAUAUUGAUUCCAUGUCUGCCCCGUCAGCCUUUGCGGCUGGCGUUCCUCCAUCCAUGCCUGCCGGCAGUCAUGAGAUACGAGACUACUACUCCAACCAAGACCCACCUCGGUCGUUGGCACACACUGCACCAUCCAUCACACCCUACCUUGGCCUCCGGGCCCGUCUAUCGCAAAUAUGGCUCAAUCGAUGGACCAUACUCCUCCUACUUGUUCUGGCUCGCACCCUUAUCGCCGUCUCUGGCAUCAACAACGAUCUGAGUUCGGCGCGACGCGAAGCCUUGUCUGCAUGUUCGGACGUUGAAUCGAUGGGUUCCGCCAUGGCAUCUAUGCCUCAUUACAUGUCUCAAGGCGUGAAUGAGUUGGCCGCCACUGGCGUAGAGAAGUCGGUCAACGGCCUGAUGCAGAUGACAACUUUGAGCGUUGCGGCCGUGGAGGAAAUUGUCGUGUUUGUCAUCGGCAUGAUGACCAACACGUAUCUAUGCCUCAUCACUUUCGCAGUCAGCGGAAGUCUUCAUUCGGUCAUCGGAGCUCUGGAAUCUGCACAGACUGGGCUCAACACCCUGACCAGGAAUCUUGGAAACGAUAUGUCUGGCACGGUGUCGGACUUCGAAUCUGCCUACAACAAAUUCGUGGAUGCGCUCAAAGGCAUCACAGCUUUUGGGCUUUCGGUUCCUCAGCCUCCGCCGCUCAACCUGACACAGCAAGUUAAGACUCUGCAAGGACUCAAAUUACCGUCAAAUCUGGACGCCGAUUUGCAGAAACUCAACAGUUCAAUUCCCACCUUCGAUGAAGUCAAAAACUUUACCGAAGGUAUUAUCAGGCUCCCGUUCGAAGAGGUCAAGCAGCUCAUCAAUGGUUCGCUCGGCAACUAUACGUUCAACCGGUCGACGUUCCCGGUGCCGCAGAAGCAGGAACUAACCUUCUGCAGCGACAAUGACGGGAUCAACGAUUUUUUCGACAACUUGGUCGACCUAGCUGCCAUUGCACGCAAGGUAUUCAUUGGCGUCCUGCUGACCCUGGCAAUCCUGGUCAUGAUCCCAAUGGCGUACCGCGAGAUCCGUCGCUGGCGCAAGAUGCAAGACCGUAGCCAGCUUGUCAAGUCAGACGCGCGUGAUCCCAUGGACGUGGUGUAUCUGGUCAGUCGGCCUUACACUUCGUCUGCCGGACUGAAGGUUUCGCACUCGUUCGAAUCUCAACGGAAGAAGGCCUUGAUUCGGUGGGUCAUUGCGUACGCCACGUCGGAUGCAGCUUUGUUCGUCCUUGCGCUCGCCUUGGCCGGUUUGUUUUCGUGCGCGUGUCAAGCCAUUCUGCUCCGGUCCUUGGAGAAGGAAGUCCCCAACCUGUCCAACCAAGUGGGUGCAUUUUCCGACAAGGUUGUGGCCCAGCUCAACAACGCAUCCCAGCAAUGGGCCACCGGCACCAAUGCAGCCAUUGCAUCCACUAGCCAUGACAUCAAUCAAAACAUGUUAGGUUGGGUGAAUACCACGACGACCGCUAUCAACGACACUCUCAAUGCUUUUGUGGACAAGACAACAGACGUGCUCAACGCAACUUUUGGCGGCACGCCUCUCUACGACCCGAUACUUGAGGUCCUCAACUGUCUUGUCCUUAUGAAAAUCGCAGGCAUUGAGAAAGGUCUGACAUGGAUUCAUGACAACGCGCACGUCGACUUCCCGACUCUCCCAAAUGACACGUUCAGCUUGGGUGCCGUGUCCAGUCUCGCUUCAACCAGCUCACCGGGAGAUUCGUUUCUCGCGAGCCCAGGUGACGCAGCGAGCGACAAGAUCUCAAGCGCUGUUGCCCGGUUCAUCGAUACGGUAUCAUCUGCCAUUCGAACCGAGGCCAUCAUCUCAACUGUCAUUCUUCUCGUCUGGGUGGCUGUAGUGCUCAUUGGAGUCAUCCGUGCACUCACGCUUUGGGCUGGGCGGGACAAGAUCAGAGGUGAAGGGGGUGCUCCGGUGUUCCCUCCAUCCUCCGGGUCCAAUCACGAUCGGUAUGGUGGAUUCGCGGAUGUUCCACUGUCGGCCAUGAACACUGUCAGGCCUUCGUCACCUGCACCCAGGUAUACGCCAUCCAACGAGGUUGAAGUGCGGGAAGUUGACUACCAGGAUUCCAAGCUCGGUUUGGCUGGGCGACAAGGACACAAGCCAACACCGUUGACUGGGAUUGACAGCAAACGAGAGAGCAUAUGGCACGGGGAUUGAACAGAUCCGAUUUCAGCAACAGGUUGAUACACCGAAGGCAAGGGACUAUCGUCACAAAUUCGAAGUCCCGGUUCACCAGUUUGUGCAGGAUCACAACAGAGCUCUACAGCUCAAUUUUAGCGUUGGGCUGACUCGUUGCCAGAGCGGCAUACAGCGGAGAGCCGCAACAUUUGUGGAGGAAUUUACAUGGGACCUCGAUUGAGUCGAGGAGUACGGUAGACGAGAUGCACCGGGUGGCAUUGAGUCUUGCGUGUGUGAUGUUGAAUGAUGACAUGCUUUGUGAAGGAUCUUUUUCUUUUUUGUCAGGACAGCAAGACCGGAUCCGUUUGUUUCGAAACCCGAAAUACAAACAAACGCGUCAACCAACCUUACCGGUCUUGCUUUUCGACAAAGCAACGGAGAUUCCCACGCCAACGCCGAGGGACUAGAGUUCCUUCCCUGCCCCUUCUCCGGUGGCGCGGACAAGUCUCUCUUCCUCCGGUUGAGAGACUUUUGCUCUUUUCUCCAUCGACCUUUCGAUGGCCCUCUAUCCCCACAGCGGCCAUCGCGCCUCUAUGUUACUAGAGGUGUGAAGCAAGGUUGAUGUUUUGAGAUGAGUGGCACCGCGCCUAUUAUCGCAGCCGGAGUCGCGUGAUGGAGUGGAACGAUAAGUCCUAUCGAUCUUAUAUACCCCGCCAUUGAUUUUUGUCCAAAGACAUCAAUGGGUGUGUGGUAUCCUCGGGGAUGAAGCAGGUCUUGUUUUUGAAUGUUUGGACCCACGUCGGCUUAGAGCCCCCUUCGUUUCCCUUGCGGGAACGAUGCUGCGUAGGCUCUUCCGACCCAAACAGAUUUUUUGUUGUUGAGCUAUGGUCUCGGGGGAUAUCUUAUGGCUGCCGUUGAUGUGCGCGUGGAUGUUGAGGCCCCUCGUCCGUGUCGGUGUUUGGGGUCUUUUUUCGUGACGUUUCCUCCGAGAAGCGUUUCGAAGCCAGGGUCAUUUGUCUCUUCACUGAUCUUCGGAGAAAGUCGAAAGCAAUGAUUCCUGGUUAAAAGGAAAUUCCCAAUACUGACGCGGACGAGGGUUCACCUUCGGAACGAACUUUGCCGGAUUGGGUUUUCUCAGUUUCGACUUCUUUUCCGCCAAAUAUUUACGCUCCAAUCUGUCGACCAUUGCAUGCUUUUCAACCCAGCACAGAUUGAGAGUCGAAACUGGCAGAAGACAAGUCUGGUGAUGGGUUCGCUUCGGAGAAGGUCUUCUGGUCUAUAUGCUUCUGGUGGCACGGCUCCCAGCAUGCAGGAUCCGACCGUCACCGGCAUGCAGGAGUGUAUGGACCAGAAGGCGGACUUCUGUAGCUUUUGCUCCGAGUCCACAUUCCCUCUAUCCGCAUGGGUAGCCCCUUUUUCAAAAAGAAAAUAAAACCGCCGUGGGCUGGAUCGACAAGAAGCAAAGUCACUGCUUGUUCUGGACAGAUACUGCCCUCGCCGUUGGGAUUACUGGACGCGAGGCAGGCCAUGCAGUGGCUUAGAUAGAUGGAUACCUACCUACCAAUACCAAGAUCUAGCCUGACAAUCCUCGAGAACUUGAAGGGUCCCAGUAGUAUCUUUGUGGUACCUUAUGUAGUGUUCCAAGCCAUGAAUGCGUAU
Exophiala dermatitidis NIH/UT8656 is the source of this 4416-nucleotide messenger RNA. RefSeq lists its product as uncharacterized. Gene Ontology annotation, cellular component: mating projection tip. The coding region runs from base 604 to 2796 and encodes 730 amino acids. The record is from RefSeq and is a predicted model, not a curated record. NCBI's taxonomy places the organism in Eukaryota, Fungi, Ascomycota, Eurotiomycetes, Chaetothyriales, Herpotrichiellaceae. The transcript is spliced from 2 exons.